Molecule: messenger RNA, 2789 nt
Organism: Xiphophorus maculatus (southern platyfish)
Lineage: Eukaryota; Metazoa; Chordata; Actinopteri; Cyprinodontiformes; Poeciliidae
Gene: klhl22
Product: kelch like family member 22
Exons: 8
Coding region: 239-2137 (632 amino acids)
Biological process (GO): positive regulation of TORC1 signaling; proteasome-mediated ubiquitin-dependent protein catabolic process; protein monoubiquitination
Cellular component (GO): nucleus; mitotic spindle; cytosol
Molecular function (GO): protein binding
Source: RefSeq, a predicted model, not a curated record
AAGUCAUUUCACAGCGGUUUUAUGUUUAAGGACACGGCAACAUUUCUGCGUAUUGACCCCGUUAAGGUUGUGAAGGCUUCUUGUUAAAACAUAGCAGGCUAACCUGUUUUUAGCUUGUAUAACACUUAACUACUAGCUUAGCAGCGGGGAAACAGCUAACAUUUUAACGGAGGGAGCAGGCGGCGUCUCGCUGGAGAAAACACCGGAUGAUGGUGGUGCUGCCAGGCAGGUGAAAGGGAUGAAACCCGAAGGUCACCGGUUUAUCAUGGCUGAGAACGGACCGGCGCUGGUCGGUUCGGUGAAACAGGCUCGCUUUUCGGACCGACAGUCGUUCAAGUGUUGGAGCCACUUCCACAGCUUGAUGGGCGGUCUGGACACCCUCAGGCAGAGCGGAACCCUGUUCGAUGUUGUUCUCCUGGUAGAGGGUCGUCCCAUCCAAGCCCACCGUGUUCUGCUGGCUGCCUCUUGUGAUUAUUUCAGGUGCAUGUUUGCUGGAGGCCUCCGGGAAAUGCAGCAGAACGAGAUUCCCAUUCACGGAAUAUCCUACACGGCCAUGGAAAAGAUUCUUGACUACAUCUACACUUCCGAGAUCGAGUUAGACCUAGAGAACAUUCAGGAAAUCCUGAUGGCCGCGUCGCUUUUUCAGCUCGAAAAUGUCAUCAGCUUCUGCUGUGACUUCCUGUUCUCCUGGCUAGACGACAGCAACAUUUUGGAGGUUCUCCACUUGGCCGACGUCUACGGACUGGAGCAUCUCAAAGCCAAGGUCCACUCCUACAUCCUCAGGAACAUCCAGUCCUUGUCUCGGACGGACGUGUACCGGCAGCUUCCCGAGGAGGACGUCUUCAGGGUGCUGAGCAGCGACGCACUUCAGGUGGCCAGCGAGAGCGAGGUGUACGAGGCCGCGCUUCACUAUCACUACAGCCCUGAGGAAGUGGAAACUGACCAGGUGUACUUGCAGGGCAACCUCAGGAUGCUUGACGCUGUCCGUUUCAGCCUAAUCGAGAAACAAGUGUUGCAGAGACUCCACGGCAGACUGAACCCGUGUCCGCUAAAGGACUCCGUUGCGGCGGCGCUAAGAUACCACGAGCAGGAGUUGUUGCAGCCCGCCCUGCAGAGCCCCCUCACUCAGCCGCGCUCCACCUUCCACUGCAUCCUCGGCUUUGGCGGGAUGUUCAGCUCCAGGGUCUCUGCGGACAUGGAUCACGUGUUCCAGGUGUUCCACCCGAGCUGGAGUGAGUGGAGAACUCUCAAAGCGGCUCACGCUCCCCGAAUGUCCAACCAGGGCAUCGCUGUGCUCAACAACUUUGUUUAUCUUAUUGGAGGAGAUAGGAACAACAGUGGCUUUUGUGCGGACAGUCGUUGCUGGAGAUAUGACCCUCGUUACAACAGCUGGUGCUCCAUCCAGCCUCUGCAGAUGCAGCAUGCCGACCACUGCGUUUGUGUGGUGGGCGGCCAUAUUUACGCAAUCGGCGGGCGGGACUACAAGAGUGAGCUGGACUGGGUGGAGCGCUACGACCCGGUCACAAACACGUGGGAGUUUGUCUCUCCAAUGAAGAAAGAAGUGUACGCUCAUGCUGGAGCGGUGCUGGAUGGCAGGAUUUAUGUAGCAUGUGGCCGUAGAGGAAUGGCGUACCUCAGAGAGACUUACUGCUACGACCCUUCCACUGACGACUGGACGGCAUGCGCUGAGGGGCCGGUGGAGCGGGCGUGGCACGGCAUGGCUGCCGCGAACGGGCGCGUGUAUGUCAUCGGAGGUAGUAAUGAUCAUCGUGGAUAUCGGCGUGACGUCCUGCAGUUGGCUUGCUUUGACCCAACACCAAACUCUUGGUCUUUAUUAACCCCCCUCCCAUCCGGACACGGAGAACCCGGCGUAGCCGUGCUGGACGGCCGCAUCUACGUCCUGGGCGGGCGCUCCCACGACAAAGGCAACAGGAUGAAGUACGUUCACAUCUACAACACAGACAAAGGGGAGUGGGAGAACGAGACCAAACUUAGCAAGCGCGUCUCCGGCCUCGCCGCGUGCGUCGCACUCAUGCCGCCCGCCGUGAUCGCUCAGGCCCGCAGCUGGGACCAGUACACCAAGGCUUCGUCGGAUGACCCUGACAUAGACAACUCGGAAGAAUCCAGCGAGGACUGAACCAAACUCACCUGCCGUCCUUACGUUUUUCUGACUCGGAACAGGAAAGAGGACGUCAGCACAUUGAGGGGUCGGUGCACUGAUGACUUUUUGUGCCUCUGGUUGAGCUUCAUAAGCACCUUUGCACACUUUUUUGUUACUUUUUGAAACUCAUGGUACUACACAAUACCCAGAUAUCCUAACCACCUGAAUCAUUCAUCCCAACUGGCUGUGGCUCCUGCCUUUGUUUUAUCUUUAUUUCUUUUUUUUUUUUUAUGUAUCUAUAGGAUUAAUUAAACACAGACUGGUGUUUUCAGCAUUUAAUUUCUGCUAAUUAUGAUGAUUCUCUAAUUGCUGCUUAUAAAAACAUAACAUUUAUGAUUGGAAUGUUACACCAGAAAAAUAAAAAACAUGUUUAAUACAGAAAUGAGGCUUUAAUAAAAGGUUAAUCUGCAUAAUGGCUAUUUUUAAAAGAUAAAGAAGCCUCACUGGAACGCAUAUUCCUUCUUUUUACAUUAGCUGCAGCGCCGAUUGAGCAUAAGCAGUUAUCACUUUUAAAGAUAUUUCUAUGAAUAGGCUAUGAACAAGCCUAACGUUUUCCAUAAAUUUGACAAAGCCUGUCACACUACAAAGUUAUAUCCCAGAAGUUAUUGCAAUAAACGAUAAUAUUGUU